This is a messenger RNA of Trifolium pratense (red clover), 1062 nucleotides long. RefSeq lists its product as uncharacterized. Bases 1 to 1062 code for a protein of 353 amino acids. NCBI's taxonomy places the organism in Eukaryota, Viridiplantae, Streptophyta, Magnoliopsida, Fabales, Fabaceae. The transcript has a single exon. The record is from RefSeq and is a predicted model, not a curated record.
AUGGCGGUAGGCACGCAAACUGCCAUAAUAAAUGCCCCAGAGCAUUUAAAGUGCAAAUUGUUGUCUGGAACAUUCAAAGACGCAGCGUUACGCUGGUACAUGAAUCUUCCAAAAAAUUCUAUUGAAAGUUAUGCUGACUUCCAAAAGAAAUUCAUCCAUCAAUUUGCUGGAUCAAAACAUGUGAAAGUCACAUCAACUAGCCUCUUUUCAAUUUGCCAAAACCACGCAGAGUCAUUGCGUGAUUACUUGGCUAGAUUUAGCGAAGCCACCAUAAAGGUUUCGAAUCCUAACCAAGAAAUGUUCGUAGCGGCUUUUCACAACGGGCUAAGGGUGGGACACUUCAAUGAAUCCUUAGCCCAAAAGCCUGCAUCUUCGAUGCAAGAAAUAAACAAGAUAGCAGAAUGUUAUAUCAAGGGAGAAGAAAGUAACGCAGAGAAGAGGCAGAGAUAUGCCAAGGAAAAAGAAUACGUCAACCGUAACGGAAAGGCUCCUGACCAUCAGCGACAAAGGUAUGGAGGCCAACAAGAGGCGUCAUGGGAAAGAUGCCAGGGAAACCCUUAUUACCAACUACCAAGGCGCGAAGUCAAAGACUAUCCCUCCUUCAAGGAGUACACGCCUUUGAACAAAGCCAAAGUGCAUGUAUUGAAGGAAAUUCUCGCCACCGAUUUAGAUAACUUUCCUCCCUCUAGGGAUAGAGGCGCUUUGAUGGGACCUGACAGUGAUGCUUGGUGCGCCUAUCAUCAUUGUAGAGGGCACUCGACGGAGAAGUGUUUUCGACUAAGAGAUCUUAUCGAGGAGUUUAUUAAAAGCGGUCACUUGAGAAAGUUUAUCGAGGAUGCGGCACAAGGGCGAGUCGUUGUGCCAAAGGUUCCUAGGCCAGAACCGCGGGAUUCAUCAGAGGGUAGAGAAGAACCGCCCAAAGCGAGAGUCUCCAUCAACACUAUUGCUGGAGGAUUUUCAGGAGGAGGCGAAUCAAAUUCUACUAGGAAGCGGUUUGUUCGACGCGCCAUCUCUGAAACAUACCUUAUCAGGCACCCACCUUUCCCAUCUAUUCCUGAAUGA